AUGCAUCUGUUGGGGUUCAGGGUGGUGUUGCUGCUGUGCUGGGCAGCAGUAUGUGUGUCUGGGAUGAGGAGAGAGUACUUCCUCAGGAUAGAGGAGGUGACUUGGAACUACGCCCCAACUGGGAUGAACAUCAUUCAGAACCGCACAGUGCAGGAAGAUGAAGAAGCCUCAGUCUUUUUAAAGAGGGGCCCCCAGCGUAUUGGCCCCACCUAUAAGAAGGCUGUGUACAAGCAGUACAGCGACGCCACCUUCAGGACAGAGGUGACGAAGCCAGAGUGGCUGGGCUACCUUGGACCCCUGGUGAUGGCCGAGCAGGGGGACACUGUGAUCAUCCACCUGAAGAACGCAGCGUCCAGACCUUACAGCAUCCACCCACAUGGACUCAACUACAGCAAGGGCAACGAGGGAGCCCUAUACCCAGAUGGAACCGGUCCAGCGCUGAAGCGAGACGACUCGGUGGCUCCUGGUGCUAUGGUGACAUAUGAGUGGACCCUCGCAGAGACCCACAGCCCAACAGCAGAGGACAACAAUUGCCUGACCAGAUUCUACCACUCCCACGUAGCAGCACCCAAAGACAUCAACUCAGGACUGAUAGGACCCCUCAUCAUCUGUAAGAGAGGAACUCUGGACGUACAUGGAGAUCGCUCAGGAGACUACCAGUAUGCUCUGCUGUUCAUGGUGAACGAUGAGAACUUCAGCUGGUACCUGGAUGAGAACAUCAGGACGUACAUCACGUAUCCUGCUAGUGGCCUGAAGGAGAACGAGGAUUUCAUUGAGAGCAACAAAAUGCACGGUAUAAAUGGUUUCCUGUACGGUAACCUGCCUGGACUGAGCAUGUGUCAAGGCAACAAGAUCCACUGGCAUAUGUUUGCCUUAGGCAAUGAGGUGGACAUGCAUUCAGUUCAUUUCCAUGGCCAGAUCCUGACCGUACAGAACCACCAUACAGACACGGUCAGUCUUUUCCCCGCCUCCAGCUUCACAGCUGAAAUGGUGGCAGACAACCCUGGACACUGGCUGCUGACGUGCACCGUCAAUGACCAUUUAAUGGCUGGAAUGCAGGCUAUAUUUGAGAUCAAGAAGUGUUUCCCCAAUGUCCAUAAACCUCGACCACACGGUGAGCUCAGACAGUUCUUCAUCGCUGCUGAAGAAGAUGUGUGGGACUACGCUCCUACUCUGCCUACUGAUGGUGAAGCAGACAAGUUUGUAACCAGAGGUCGCAACCGUAUUGGAAGCCGUUACAAGAAGGCUCGCUAUGUGGAAUACACUGACGCCACCUUCACCACAAAGAUGCUGCGUGCCCCAGAGGAGCAACACCUUGGAAUUCUGGGUCCUGUGCUGCGAGCUGAAGAAAAGGAUACCAUCAAGGUGGUGUUCAAGAACAAAGCCAGCCGUGCUUACAGUAUACAACCACAUGGUGUUCAGUACAGUGUGGAACAGGAUGGGACGCUCUAUUACAAUGAACUGGAAGAGUCCUACACAGCAAAGAAGCUGCGGGAGUUAAACAGACAACCAAGAGUGGUGACCCCUCCCCCAGCUGCUCUGGUCAGACCUGGGAUGGUGCACACCUAUGAGUGGAUGGUGCCAGUGGGUGCUGGUCCUGUACAGGGGGAGGCUGACUGUCUGACCUAUCUGUACUACUCUGGAGUCGACCCUGUCAAAGACACUAACUCGGGACUGGUUGGACCACUUCUCAUCUGUCAGGCUGGGUCUCUGAAGAGAGGAGCACAGAAAAACUAUAACAAAGAGUUCCACCUCAUGGCCACAGUCUUUGAUGAGAACCUGAGCUGGUAUUUGGAUGAAAACAUUAGGACCUUCACCACUGCUCCCACCACUGUUAACAAGGAGGAUGAGGGCUUUAUGGAAAGCAACAAGAUGCACGCCAUCAAUGGGUAUGUGUAUAGGAACCUCCCAGGCCUGACCAUGUGUAAGGGGGAUGCAGUAACGUGGCACCUGUCAGGAUUGGGUACAGAGACGGACAUCAACAGCAUUUACUUCCAGGGAAACCGCUUCAUAUACCGGCAGAACAGACGGGACUCCAUCAGCGUCUUCCCCCACAUCUCACACACGGUCACUAUGGAACCAGACAGCAUGGGUCAAUUUGAAGUGGUGUCACCAACAGUGAACAAUUAUCGUGGAGGAAUGAGAGCUAACUACACAGUACAGAAGUGUAGCCUCCUUCAGCGUCAGGGUGAGAUUAUGCUCCAUUCAAAAACCUAUUACAUCGCUGCCAUGGAAAUAGACUGGGACUACUCUCCAAACCGCACCUGGGAGGCUGAGAUGUUCCGUGGUAUGGAGAAUCCUGCUCCUGUCUUCCUGGAUAAGGCAGGUGGGUUUAUAGGCUCCCGUUACAAGAAGGUGGUCUACCGCCAGUUCACCAAUGACAAGUUCACCAAACAGGUGGAAAGAACAGCCGACAUGGAACACCUUGGCAUUAUGGGUCCAAUAAUUCAUGCUGAUGUGGGAGACAAAGUGAAGGUGGUUUUUAAAAACAUGGCAUCCAGGAGUUAUUCUAUCCACGCUCAUGGCGUCAAGACAGAGACGCCUGAUGUUCACCCCACUGGACCAGGUGAGACUCACACCUACUACUGGUACGUUACAAAGAAAACAGGACCGACCACAGAGCAAGAGGAGUGCUCUGUGUCAGCAUACUACUCCACUGUGGAUGUUACCAAGGACCUGUACAGUGGUCUGAUUGGUCCGUUGGUGAUCUGUCGCCGUAGCUGGGGCAGGACUUUUGGUAUAAAGAAGGAAGUCGAAGAGUUUGCACUGCUUUUCUUGGUCUUUGAUGAGAAUGAGAGCUGGUAUCUGGAUGAAAAUAUCAGGACCCACAUCAGGAGCCCUCGCACAAACUUAAAAGAUGACGAAACCUUCAUAGAGAGCAACAAGAUGCACAGCAUUAAUGGAUUGAUGUAUGGAAAUGUGAAUGGUUUGAACAUGGAGGUGGGUGACAAGGUGUACUGGUACCUGAUGGCAAUGGGCAAUGAUGUGGACAUACACACUGUGCACUGGCAUGGACACAGUGUGGAAUAUAAGCUGGGUGGAGGUCCUCAUCGCACUGACACGUAUGAGCUGUUUCCAGCCACCUUCCAGACAGUAAAGAUGCGUCCUCAGUACCCUGGUAAAUGGCUGCUCCACUGUCAUGUCACCGACCACAUUAAAGCCGGCAUGGAGGCGAUGUAUACUGUCACAGAGAAAGCAAGGAGAGGAGUCUUUGGCUGAAGAGUUGAGGAAGAAGAGACUGGAUGAAAAUUAAUUUCAGUUCCCAAAUUCAUUAAACUCAUUUGCUUUGCAGAGCUGGCAUGAUUACAGCUCAGAAUUAAACAUGUGAACCCAAGAAUCCUUUUACAUUGAAAUGUGCAUUUUUAUGAUUGUGGUACAGCUUGGAUAUUUUCAUAGUGAAAGGUAAUAUUACUGUAAAAAAUAAAGAAGUAUGAAAACCUGAAA
Messenger RNA from Acanthopagrus latus (yellowfin seabream), 3444 nucleotides. It is a transcript of the gene cp, whose product is annotated as ceruloplasmin. Gene Ontology annotation, cellular component: plasma membrane. The record is from RefSeq and is a predicted model, not a curated record. The transcript has 24 exons. Bases 1 to 3219 code for a protein of 1072 amino acids. Gene Ontology annotation, molecular function: oxidoreductase activity; copper ion binding. Gene Ontology annotation, biological process: iron ion transport. Lineage: Eukaryota; Metazoa; Chordata; Actinopteri; Spariformes; Sparidae.